Molecule: messenger RNA, 1710 nt
Organism: Amphimedon queenslandica
Lineage: Eukaryota; Metazoa; Porifera; Demospongiae; Haplosclerida; Niphatidae
Product: iduronate 2-sulfatase-like
Exons: 1
Coding region: 76-1710 (544 amino acids)
Cellular component (GO): cytoplasm
Molecular function (GO): iduronate-2-sulfatase activity
Source: RefSeq, a predicted model, not a curated record
CGUGAUGGGUGGGGCUGGAUGAGCCUGCAUGCAUGCAUGCGUCAUGUGAUGAAAGAUUGAAGAGUGACCCCAGAAAUGAAACUGCAGCACUGUGCUCAUUGUACUAGACAUGUAAUCCUCAUUCUUUCAAUUUGUAGCGUUAUUCUAGCUACUGAUGUUCCUAAAAAGAAUGUUCUUUUCAUUGCAGUUGAUGAUCUGAGGCCAGAGCUUGGAGCAUAUGGAUCUGAUUUUAUAAAGAGUCCUAACAUUGAUGCUCUAGCCUCGAAAUCAUUGUUGUUUGAAAGAGCAUACUGUCAAGUUGCUGUAUGUUCUCCAUCUCGUGCUUCACUACUAACAGGACGCAGGCCAGAUACCAAUCAUGUGUGGAAGAUUGCAGGUGAUGAGUAUUGGCGUACAGUUCCUGAUGCUACCAAUGCUACAACUAUUCCUCAAUACUUUAAGGAAAAUGGAUACAUAUCUAUUGGUAUGGGUAAACUGUUUCAUCCAGGGCCUCCAAGUGGCAAUGAUGAUGAAGAGUAUUCCUGGAGUCCAGAGGGUUUACCAUAUUUUCAUGCAACUGAAGAAGAUAGCAUUGCCAACCAUUCAUCAUGGUACAAAUUUGACAAACCAGACAAUUACCUUGUGGAUGGUAAAAUAGCUGAUAAUUCUGUGUCUGUUCUACAGCAGUUAAAGCAGAAUAGAAGCAGUGGUGAUUUGAGACCAUUUUUUGUUGGAGUUGGGUUCCACAAACCUCAUCUUCCAUUUUAUUGUCCAUCAAAAUAUUAUGACCUUUAUCCUCCAGUCGAAGACAUUAAACUUCCAGAAAAUCCAAAUCCUCCUGAAGGUAUGCCUGACAUUGCAUUCAGUGUUUCAGAAGAAAUAAAAAAUCAACGUGACGUAAAGAUACUCAUGAAUGUAACAAAGUGUACAACUGAUGUCAAUGCUACAAAGUAUGGUGAAGAAUGUCGUGUUCCAGUUACUAAAACAAAAGAGUUAAGGAGAGCUUAUUAUUCUUGUGUCAGUUUUACUGAUGCACAAAUUGGAAAAGUUAUCAAGGAGCUGGAAUCUCAAGGGUUUGCUGAUGAUACCAUUAUAGUGUUGUGGGCUGAUCAUGGCUGGCAAUUAGGUGAGCAUAAUGAAUGGGCAAAGAAAACUAACUUUGAAGAUGCUACACGUGUUCCAUUCAUCCUUCAUGUUCCUGGUGUAACUGAUAAUGGAAUGAAAACUGAUGCACUUGUUGAACUGAUUGACAUAUUCCCUUCACUGACUGAACUAGCAGGAAUAGAUGUACCUCCAAUGUGUACUGAGAAUAGUCCCAAGUCCAUUGCUUGUGUAGAGGAUAGUAGUGUGGCCCCUUUAUUAAAGAAUCCAACCAUGGAAUGGAAGAAAGCAUCUUUCUUGCAGUAUGCAAGACCUCUUGAUGGUCUCCCCCAAAUACCAGGUUAUCCUCCAUUUGAGCCAAAUGAACAUGGGGAAAAUGUGAUGGGAUAUACAAUACAUGUUGACGAGUAUCGUUUCACUGAAUGGUACAAAUUUGAUCGUGAUACUUCCAAACCAGACUUCAAUUAUACAUGGGGUACUGAACUGUAUGAUCAUUCUACUCCAUCUACUUUCUUUAAUGAUGAAAAUAUCAACUUAACUAAAAAAGCAGAAAUGAAACAGACUGUGGAAGAACUACGUAAUAUACUGCAAGCUGGUUGGAGAAAAGCUCUCCCCCCAAAUAAUGAAUGA